Helianthus annuus (common sunflower) is the source of this 1071-nucleotide messenger RNA. Its product is annotated as centlein-like. Bases 1 to 1071 code for a protein of 356 amino acids. The record is from RefSeq and is a predicted model, not a curated record. The transcript has 4 exons. Lineage: Eukaryota; Viridiplantae; Streptophyta; Magnoliopsida; Asterales; Asteraceae.
AUGGCAAGUUUAAUCAUCAGAGAUGUCAUGACGGCGAGUCUAAGACGGAGAGACGAAGAGAAGAUGAAGAAGAAUGUUGAAAGUUUGGUGGAUGAAAUGAAGAAGGUUGCUGAGGAAAAGAAAGUGGAAGGUGAAAAAGAAGAAGCUGUUACUGAAAAACAGCAGAAUGAAGAUGAUCUGAAGAAGAAAGAAGAAGCUGAUGUGAAGUUGAAAAGAUCGGUUGAAGAAAGUGAUGUUGGUGAAGCUGUUGCUGAGGAACAACAGAAGAGAGAAGCUGAUCAGACACAGACGGCAGAAAAAGCCGAGGUGCCAAUGACUGAGAUGUCAGAAAAUGAAAAGGUUUUGAAAGAUCAUGCUGAAAAGCUGGCACAAAAAUGCAAUAUUUUAGAAAAGGAAAAUGAGAUUUUGAAAGAAAAGUGUUCAGCAAUGACAGAAGAGUGUUUGCAAAAAGAAAAUUCGUUUCAAGAAAUGAAAAAAGAGUAUGAUUCAAUAAAACUUGCAUAUCAUAUUACAGAAGAAUCAUAUGAAGACGUGAAGAGUCAAAUGGAAUUUGGUCAUUCGAGAUUGAAACAUUGUUCUGAAAUAUCCAAUACGCUUAAACGACAGUAUGAAAUUAAACAACAAGUUGUAAAUUCUUACAUUGAAGAUGUUGCUAAGCUAAAGCGUAAAAUAGCUGAUUUAGAACAAGAUAACAACAAGUUGCAUAGUUAUCACGCUUCAUCAUAUGUUCUUGAACGAAUUUUCAACAUAAAACCAGAUGAUAACGAUUUUGAGCAAAACAAGAAAGGAAUUGGAUCAGAAUAUCAUCUGGUUCCACCACCGUUUGAGGAAAAAUUCACAUUCUAUGAUGACGAGAAGGUGGAAAAAUCUUUCAACAUGGUUAAUCAAUUUCCAGAUAAUAUUGACAAAAUUGACUCAACCAAAAUGGUUGAAAUUAAAGAUGAAAAGUUGUUUGUGCCAAACGACGAGAAUUUUCCAAAAUUAAAUGAAGCAUAUUGCGUUGAAAUGCCUAAGGUGCUCCCGAAGACAACUGAAUGUCAACUAGAGGAGUAUUGGAGCAGCCUGGCAUAA